AAUUCAAACUUUUUCACAUUUCAAACAAAAUAAUCAUUUUGAUUUGUUAUUUACUAGUGAACAGGCGUAAUUAUCAAUUUUAGUAAAAAUAGUCAAGAAUGGGAAAGACAUCAAAAGACAAAAGAGACAUAUUCUAUAGGUAUGCGAAGGAACAAGGCUGGCGAGCACGUUCAGCAUUUAAACUAAUCCAAAUAGACGAAGUUUUUAAUAUUUUGAGCGGUGUAACGCGAGUAGUAGAUUUAUGUGCAGCACCUGGAAGUUGGUCUCAAGUGCUGUCAAAAAAGUUAUGGGAACCAAGUGAAAACAAGGAUGAAGUUAAAAUUAUCGCUGUCGACCUUCAGCCAAUGUCUCCUUUGAAUGGCGUAAUUCAAUUACAAGGUGACAUUACAAAACUGGAAACAGCCCAAGCAAUAAUCAGUCUUUUUGGAGAUAAGAAGGCUCACUUGGUUUGCUCGGACGGUGCACCUGAUGUAACAGGACUACAUGACAUUGAUGAAUACAUUCAAUCACAGCUUAUUCUUGCUGCUCUUAAUAUAGCAACUCAUGUUUUAAUGAAUAGUGGCACUUUUGUUGCCAAGAUAUUCCGUGGAAAGGAUAUUUCACUUCUAUUUUCUCAAUUAUCAAUCUUCUUUGAAAAAGUAUCGAUUGCGAAACCAAAAAGUUCGCGAAAUUCCAGCAUUGAAGCGUUUUUAAUAUGCCAAAAUUAUCAACCUCCUGAUAACUAUGUCCCACAAAAAAUAAAUCCAAUGAUUGCCGAUUUAAAAGUAAUAAGAGAAAUAACUGACAGUGAAGUAAAUCGGAAUAAUAAUCCUUUUGUUGUAUGUGGGGAUUUACGAAGCUACGAUAGUGAUAUGUCAUAUCCAAUUGAUGAGAAUUAUGAGCAUAAAGAAAUUGUACAAAAACCGACCUCACCACCAUACAAGGAAGUAUUAGAAAGAUUAUCUCAAAUAUCUUUAAAACACGAAGGAUUUAGCAUUAAUAAGCAAUAAAGUUUCAAAUUGUAAUAAAAUUAAGUAGUUUAGUCUAGAUGUCACAUUGAAAAUAAACUUUAAUUAAUAUUAAUCAUUAUACAACAUCCUCAAUAUCAUCAUGAAUAAUAAGAAGA
Messenger RNA from Chironomus riparius, 1105 nucleotides. NCBI's taxonomy places the organism in Eukaryota, Metazoa, Arthropoda, Insecta, Diptera, Chironomidae. The record is from the annotation of a GenBank genome assembly.